GUUUGGGACCUAAAUUAUUCCCCUAAUUGGAAGUUGCCACCAGAUAUCGACACUGUCGCACUGUCAUCGCGAAUAAACCGAUCUGAUACGUGGAUGGUUUAUUUUGUUGUUCGUACUUUCACCAUCUGCAGCUCAACAUUCACACAAAAACGAGAUGAAUACAUUCCCAUUGACAUUCAUGCCGGGAAGCUGCAGGAUUGGCUUGUAUCCCGACGUAUUGUAAACAAAAACUGGCACCAAUCGAUUCGUGAUGUUCGAAGCAAAAUCAGCAAUGCGCUUACCGAUAUGCCAGCUCACGAAGGACUGGUCCAGCUGCUUAAGGGAGCUCAUAUCAAUUACUUCCACUGCAAGCAGAUCAUUGAUAUCCUCAAGACUACAGAAGCGGAUUCCAAGAAUGUUUUCGGCCGCUAUGGCAGCCAACGCAUGAAGGAUUGGCAGGAGAUCUUGAAGGUGUAUGAGAAGGAAAGUCUUUACCUGGCAGAAGCCGCCCAGAUUUUGGUCCGGAAUAUAAACUACGAAAUUCCUGGCAUACGCAAGCAGAUCAAACAUUUCGAGCAAUUGGGUGACGAAGCGGAGAAAAAGAUUGGGGAGCUGCAACGUUCGGAAACUAUAAUAUUCGCCGAGUACCAAACAUCGUGCAAGCAGCUUGGUAUCGCCGGGGAAAAUGUGCGCCAGGAGCUGGUGACGAAAGUGGGCGAGCUCCCGCAGAUGUUCAGCGAAAUUGCGAUUGCCGUACCGGGUCUGCUGAAGGCAGUCGAAUUGUAUGGCUCAUUCUCAGGGAACGCUGCAUGUCUGCCGAUAUUGCGACAUGUCGCGACUGCCGGAAACACCACCGUUUAUGAAUUCCUCUACUCCGAGGCGCCGUUGUCGAUCGUGGAACCGCCUGUGAAAUUCGAUGUCGAAGAAAGCGUGGCGACUGAAUCUGGGGGAAUUGAUUUCGGGGAUGGUGACGGUAAUAUAGAUUUCGGGGAUGCUGCAAUCGAUUACGGAGCGGGGGAUGAAAGUGAAGUUAAUCUGGAAGUUGGUGAUAUCGAUUGGGGUGCACCCGAAGAGCCGACACCAGAUGACAAUGAAAUUGACUUCAACGUCUCGCUGGAUGAGAGUGGAAUUGUCGUGGAAUCGGACGGUAACGCUGGUGGAGUGGCUAGGGGCGACGAGGCGUACAGUAUCUUCGAUUCGCCCUCGUAUAGAGAAAAGUUUAUCAACGAACUUCUAGAGCUCGAAGCGUUCCUUAAAAUGAGAUUGUACGAGGUGAGCACAGCGGACAGUGUUCAUAUUUUGUCGCUAUCCAUGAUGGACAGUUUGCCGGAUCACGACGCCAAGAGUUUGGCCCAAAUGAUUUCGCAUAUUGACGCAGUUUAUUGCAACUUUAAUAGCCAGCAAAUUCAACAUUUGCAUCAGAUUAAACAUUCACCCAAAUACGUUGAUAUUCUGACGUCCAAACUCAAGCAGAAAUUGGCGGCUGUCGACAAGUUGAAAAGCACACAACAAUCGCUCAAGGAGAAGGCGGAAAAUUUCCGGCAACAGGGCGUCAGUUUGAAGCCCACGCUCGCGAAUGUAAUUGAGCAGACAAAAGUACUGCAAGGUCAGAUCGAGGAGGACAUCUCGAAGCGUUACAAAAAUCGCGAUGUCAAUUUGAUUGGUGCCAACUUGUGAUGCCGUAACAGGUUAAAUGGGUGAUAAAUGAAGUUUGUAUAGAAGCUGUUUUAUUUUCGUUUUUGAAUGCAAAAUCCGUGUAUUUAUAUUGCUCGUAAAAAACGUUUUUUUCUUCUUUCGUUCGAUCAAUUAUACUAGUUAUUAAAUUAAUGUUUUGCUAAAUCGAGUGUAAAAGUGUUUCCAAUGUUAUACUGUAAAAAAAAUUAAAUCACGACUAUAAAUACAUUAAAAGGUAAAACCUUCACGAAACGUUUUUUUUAUAAUAUCAACUACAAUGAUUAGAAAGGGAGA
Messenger RNA from Toxorhynchites rutilus septentrionalis, 1947 nucleotides. RefSeq names its product CDK5RAP3-like protein. Gene Ontology annotation, cellular component: endomembrane system. Gene Ontology annotation, biological process: regulation of cyclin-dependent protein serine/threonine kinase activity; regulation of mitotic cell cycle. The transcript has 4 exons. NCBI's taxonomy places the organism in Eukaryota, Metazoa, Arthropoda, Insecta, Diptera, Culicidae. Bases 94 to 1656 code for a protein of 520 amino acids. The record is from RefSeq and is a predicted model, not a curated record.